Messenger RNA from Prosopis cineraria, 1306 nucleotides. RefSeq names its product protein FAR-RED ELONGATED HYPOCOTYL 1-like. Lineage: Eukaryota; Viridiplantae; Streptophyta; Magnoliopsida; Fabales; Fabaceae. The transcript has 4 exons. Bases 271 to 1149 code for a protein of 292 amino acids. The record is from RefSeq and is a predicted model, not a curated record. Gene Ontology annotation, biological process: response to red or far red light.
UAAUAAAGCUUAAUUGAUAAACUGUGGAAAGCUGAAAGUGCUAUCAUAUGAACCGGGGAUUAAUGAUGCAGCUUUUAUUGGAUUAGGAGAUAAUGAUGGCUUUCUGGUCAUACAAUUGAGUGUUGAGAAUUUGAACCCAACGAAACGGAGUGUCGUUGAGCGUUCGUUCGCCAUUCCACUUCCAGUAUCCCACUCGACCGCCGUCCAAUGGGAGACACUGGAACCUGUCCAUCGUUUUCUGCACGCGCUACGCACACUGAGAACAGUUAGAUGCAUAUGCUUUAUUCUCUUUACCAUUUUUCAAUCCUUCUCUCUCUCUCUCUCUCUCUCUCUCAAGCUUUUCUUCGAUCUUUCUCCAUGGAGAUGGAAGCGGAGGACGACGACCAAUCUCAGCCAAACAGGCUACGACAGAAGGCAUAUGGAGAAAAUCCUCGUUCUGCCAGGUGCCAUCUGGAUGGAGUUCACAAAACCAACAUUACUGAAGGGAAUAAGAAAAGAAAAUUACAGACUGAUCAACUGGAUUUGCCUAGAUCAAAGCACAAAUGUUGGGUUGGGAGAUUCUCCUCUGAACAUGGUUCAAUGUCCGAUGACAAUCUAGAGCUAGGGAGCACGCAUAUGCCCAUGUUCAUGAGUGAAACGUAUGCGUCAGCUCUUGAUAUUUCAGAAACCAAAUCUUCCAAAGGCAGCAAUAAUUUCAGUGAAGAUUCAGACGCUGCCAUGUCUGUAAAUGAUGAACCAAAACAUCAGAUGGAUUGUCCUAAACCAUACCUGUACGGAAGGCCUUCCUAUUCUUUUAUUAAUUGGGAUGGCUAUUAUUUCAAGAAAAGUUGUCGUGAAGAGGACACAGUUGUUGAAAGAGAAUCAUCCUACGAUUAUGAUGAUGAUAUACAAGCUUUGGUGAAUCUUGAGGAGCACUCUCUGGGUUUAGGAAUUUGUAGAGAUCAUGAUUACUCAGACUAUGUGAAAAAAGGCAACGAGCAUUCCAGAGAAAAAGAAUUUGAAGAUGUUUUUGCUGCUCAUGGGGCAAAUCCUAGCAUUUAUAUCCUAUCAUCUGGAAAAUGGGAUGUGAACCAAGAGGCUGAAUCAAGCACAAGGCCGCCAACAAUUGAUCAAGAAUUUGAGCAGUACUUUUCCAUGCUUAUGCUUUAGCAGACUAGCAUAGAUCACUUAUCAUAAAGGAUGUUGAUGUAUAAAGCCACUGGACGCUUGGUUCAACUAAUAAGGGAGUCAUAUCCUCUUAAUUAGAAGUCUCAAGUUUGAGUUUUGGAAAUGCAGUAAUAUUGGUGACAGUGUUUCCAUAUGAAAA